AUGACCAUGAGCGCCGCCUCCAUUGAGCAAGAGCCGUCACGCAAGCUGGCCUGUUGUGGAGUUCCCUUGAUAACGGAGGACAUGCAGUCGCUGGCCAUCCGCACGCUUUCCGGCACGGACAUCAACAAGCACUACGACCUCAUCCGUGAGCUGGGGAAGGGCACCUACGGGAAGGUAGACCUGGUCUCCCAUAAGAGCACAGGCACCAAGAUGGCUCUGAAAUUUGUCAACAAGAACAAGACCAAACUGAAGAAUUUCCUGAGGGAGUUCAGCAUCACCAAUACUCUCUCUUCCAGCCCGUUCAUCAUCAAAGUGUUUGAUGUGGUCUUUGAGACAGAGGACUGCUAUGUCUUUGCUCAGGAAUAUGCCCCUGGAGGAGACCUUUUUGACAUCAUUCCUCCCCAGGUGGGGCUGCCAGAGGACAUGGUGAAGCGCUGCGUGCAACAGCUGGGUCUGGCGCUGGACUACAUGCACAGCAAAAACUUGGUGCACCGGGACAUCAAGCCGGAAAACGUCCUCCUGUUUGACCGCGACUGCCGGCGUGUCAAGCUGGCUGACUUCGGGAUGACGCGCAAGGUGGGGUGCCGGGUGAAACGCAUCAGUGGCACCAUCCCCUACACAGCGCCUGAAGUGUGUCAGGCAGGCCGGGCGGAGGGUUUCACGGUGGACGCGAGCAUCGACGUCUGGGCGUUCGGGGUGCUCAUCUUUUGCGUUCUGACCGGCAACUUCCCCUGGGAAGCGGCCACAGCCUCGGACUCUUUCUUUGAGGAGUUUGUGAGGUGGCAAAAGGGGCGCCUGGCGGGCGUCCCCUCUCAGUGGCGCCGCUUCACGGACAACGCACUGCGGAUGUUUCAACGCUUGUUGGCCCUCGACCCGGAGAAACGCUGCCCAGUGAAGGAGCUUUUUCUCUUCAUCAAGUACGACCUGAUGUCCGAGAUGCGCCGGCGGCCAUCUUAUCGUUCCCGCAAGCACACUGGGGACAAGCUCUCGGCUGGCCCGCACCGCCACGAGACGCCCAGUGGCUGCACCCCAACCCCACUUAAGAGGACCAUCCUGACGGAGGGCAGCAUCUCUCGACUGGUGGCUUCGGAGCCGGGCCUCCCUUCCCCUGGCGGAGGAAGCAGGACUGACAGCCGGGCAGACAAGGCUAAAGGCCAGAUGGUUUUGGCAACCGCCAUCGAGAUCUGCGUCUGA
Thamnophis elegans (Western terrestrial garter snake) is the source of this 1194-nucleotide messenger RNA. RefSeq names its product SH3 domain binding kinase 1 (gene SBK1). Bases 1 to 1194 code for a protein of 397 amino acids. NCBI's taxonomy places the organism in Eukaryota, Metazoa, Chordata, Lepidosauria, Squamata, Natricidae. Gene Ontology annotation, molecular function: ATP binding; protein serine/threonine kinase activity. The transcript is spliced from 3 exons. The record is from RefSeq and is a predicted model, not a curated record. Gene Ontology annotation, biological process: peptidyl-serine phosphorylation; peptidyl-threonine phosphorylation.